AUGGUAUUAAAUAUAAGAAGAAUAUUAUACAAGUACGCUAAGUGCCUGAUUAUUACUGUUCUAACUAUAUUCUUUGCUCAGAUAUUAAUAUCGAUAAAUUAUUUUCCUUCUAUUCAUGAAAAUAAAUUUUUACGAAGAAGUAGCCACAAUUCCCUUCAUUUAAACAACUUAGCUGAAGUUUCUGCAAGAAGAAUCAACCCAGGUAUUAGUGACGAUGAAGAUUUAUCUCCGAGAAACCAACAAAAUAAAGCUGUACUAAGGAAGGAAGAAUUAGACUUUAUUCCUAUAUGUGAGGUGAAAAGCCGGGAAGCUAUUUCAGCUAUUCACCGAGCUAAAUCUCAGUUUUGUAAGCAACUUAUUGUAAAUAAAACAUGUCUUAUUCAAGAUGGUAAUUUUUAUCCACAAGAAUUGAAUAAUUAUUGCAAAUUGAAUGCCAAGAUAUUUGGGCGACAUAUAGGUUGCUAUUCGGAUGAAAAAAAACUGAGAUUGUUAUCAAGCUUUUAUGGUAAUUAUGCAAAUCUGAACUCUCCACUAUACUGCUUAGAUAUAUGUGUUCAAGCUGGAUUUCCCUAUGCCGGUGUCCAAUAUGGAACGGAGUGUUUUUGUGGGGAGGAAUCUCCUCCUGAAACUUCUAAAAUACCUGAUAAAUCAUGUGACAUGAAAUGUCCUGGGGAUAUUAGCCAAGUCUGUGGUGGUUACUUUACUAUGAAUGUUUAUGAAACUGGCCUGCAUAAAUUUAUUCCACAGACUCCGGAAAUAAAAACUCAAGAUGGAAAAUCAAUAAGAAUAGUAUUUCUAUUAACUUUAAAUGGAAGAGCUCUGAGACAAGUAUAUCGAUUAAUAAAUACCUUGUACAGAAAAAAUCACUAUUUUUAUAUUCAUAUUGACAAAAGGCAGGACUACCUGCAUCGCAAGCUAUCAUCGCUUGAAAAGCAGUUUCCAAAUAUAAGAUUGGCUCCAGUUAGAUUCUCAACAAUUUGGGGUGGUGCUUCAUUACUUAAGAUGCUGCUUAAUUGUAUGAAGGAUUUUAUUGAUUUGGGUUGGGAGUGGGAUUACGUUAUUAAUUUAAGUGAAAGUGACUUUCCUAUAAAAUCUUUGGAAGAACUUGAAAACUUUUUGUCAGCCAAUAAGGGUCUGAACUUUGUAAAGUCCCAUGGACGUGAAGUUCAAAGGUUUAUUAAAAAACAAGGUCUAGAUAAAACGUUCCUUGAGUGCGAAACACAUAUGUGGAGAAUAGGUGAACGAAAACUACCGCGCGGUAUUACAAUUGAUGGUGGUAGUGACUGGGUGGCAUUAUCCCCUGACUUUGUUUCAUACAUUAUUGAAGGUAAACAAGAUCUACUUAAAGGUUUGGAAAUAAUAUUUGAACAUACGCUUUUACCAGCAGAAUCAUUUUUUCACACUGUUUUGAGAAAUUCAAAGUUUUGUAAUACAUAUGUGGAUAAUAAUUUACACGUAACCAAUUGGAAGCGAAAAUUGGGAUGUAAAUGUCAAUAUAAACACGUGGUUGACUGGUGUGGAUGUUCACCAAAUGAUUUUAGAACGGAGGAUUGGGCAAAAAUUCAAAAUACUUUAAAUAGGCAGUUAUUUUUCGCCCGUAAAUUUGAGCCCAUCAUAAAUCAAGAAAUAAUAACAAGAGUUGAACAAUUUAUAGGAGUUAAUGAUCAUUAUUUGAUUAACAAUUUGGAAGCCUAUUGGCAAAGCAUUUAUGAUACAAAUGAUUUAACUGCAAGUACUGACGAUACAGUUUUGUCACACGCGGGGAGUAUUAUUCGUCAGAAUUCAAAAAUCUUAGCUACAGAAGGUUGUGAUAUCAAAUCGGGAGAAAUAUUAGAAAUACAUCUUUAUAAGUAUGCAGAUGUUUACAAAGGAAAUUUAAUUUUACACAAAGCAGUGUUAAAUAAUGGUUUAAAUGUUGUUAUUGAAACAUGGUACAAGCCUAAACAUCACUUAGAGUUGAACUUUAAUAGUCCAAUCGUAGAUUACAUAAAAACGUUUAGAGUAGGCUCCGACUAUGACCAAAAAGAAAUGAUUUUUAGAAAUUUUGGUGGUAUCUUAGGUCCUUUCUCUGAUCCAGUUUUAUUAUAUCAAUUCUCUUCACAUAAGCAAAGUGGAAAUUUAACAGUUUUAUGGCUGGAUCCUGCAGGCAUGUUAGCUGAUGUUAAUAUUAUCAGCAGGGAUGAAAAUAACCUUACGAAUUUUAUUAAACCUAAUAUUAGACACCCUCUUCUACCAGGAGUUUGGAAAGUAGGGCUAUUUGAGCAAACAACUUUGGUAGCUGUAACAAAGUUUCUUAUAACACCAUUAGAAUAUUUUUCCGGAAAAGAAGUAUCACAUCAAGAAGUUGGCUUGAUUCAUAGUGGUUCACAUAAUUCGUAUAGAAAUUUAACAAAUAUCAAACCACUGAAAUUCGUACCUGCUAAAGAAGAGUCACUUCUGUUGGAGGAAGUUUCAAACUCCAACAUUAAACGAAUUGGUAAUGAUUUGCGCGAAUGGAUUGAUAUAUUAAAUAUCGAAUUUUAUAGCAUUUUGGGUUCUUGUAUAAAUGACUCUAAAAAUACGCAUGAGUCGGAAAAAGUCCUUUGUGGAAAUUAUCAUUUUAAUCCAUGCGCAGUGACAGAGUGGAGUUCUCUCUCUCCUGACCCUAAGGGCACAAUCGGCAAAUUAGAUAUACACACGGGCCGGUUAAAAAGAGUAUGA
Pieris macdunnoughi is the source of this 2700-nucleotide messenger RNA. The record is from the annotation of a GenBank genome assembly. Lineage: Eukaryota; Metazoa; Arthropoda; Insecta; Lepidoptera; Pieridae.